UUGUAAAAGUGGUGAAAUCUCAACCUCUAUGUACAAACAAGUUGGCAUGUCUCACCUCUCACUUUAGCCUACAUCUUCUCUUCUAAGCUAUUAAUCCUAGUCUUUUUCCAUUUUCCCCCAUAUCUACUCCUCCAUUAUUGUCUCUCAAGCUACUUUGCUUUCACUUUGUUUUAAUCUUAAUAAUGAUCUAAAACACCAUUCCCCACUUUCCAAUCUUAUAUAAGUUUCCUUCAUCUUACCAACCCCACUUUGUCAUCAACCCCUUUUGGAUUUCCAUGGCUUUACUCUAUUCUUUAUGUUGUGUCUCAUUUUCGGCACUGGUGAUAGUCGCAUUGUACGUCUCGCCGGUGGUUUCGACGUCAAGGCGAGUGUUAGGAGAUUACGGUAAACUCGAAAACGGGUUCAGGGUCACGCUCAAGCAUGUUGAUUCAAGCAAGAAUUUAACCAAAUGGGAGCGGAUCCAACGUGGGAUAAAGCGUGGGAAUCACAGGCUGCAGAGGUUGAACGCCAUGGUUUUAGCAGCCAGCGGUGAUUCGGCUGAGGUUCAAGCGCCUAUCGUUGCUGGGAACGGCGAGUUUCUAAUGGACUUAUCGAUCGGGACUCCACCGAAUAGUUACUCUGCGAUCUUGGACACCGGGAGUGAUUUAAUAUGGACUCAAUGCAAGCCUUGUACCCAAUGUUUCGAUCAAUCUACCCCGAUUUUCGACCCGCAAAAAUCUUCGACGUUCACCAAGUUGUCAUGCUCGAGCGACCUAUGUGAAGCACUUCCGCAAUCAACAUGCAGCGAUGGAUCAUGUGAGUAUCUCUACACAUACGGCGAUUACUCCUCGACGCAAGGGGUCAUGGCAACCGAAAUAUUCAAAUUUGACAGUGUUUCGGUUCCGAAUAUUGGAUUCGGGUGCGGAGAAGACAAUGAGGGGGACGGAUUUUCUCAAGGCGCAGGCCUCGUAGGGCUGGGGCGUGGACCCUUAUCAUUAGUUUCACAACUAAAAGAACCCAAGUUUUCAUAUUGCUUAACCGCCAUGGAUGAGACCCAGAAAAGCCUACUUUUGAUGGGGUCAAUAGCAAGUGCAAAUGAAUCAUUAGGUGAAAUGAGGACCACUCCAUUGAUACGUAACCCAUCCCAACCAUCUUUUUACUAUCUUUCACUCCAAGGAAUCACUGUGGGAAGCACUCGCUUGCCUAUCAAGGAAUCAACUUUUGCACUAGAAGACAAUGGCAGCGGCGGUGUAAUCAUCGACUCCGGCACCACUAUCACGUAUCUCGAACAAGCUGCUUUCAGCGUGCUGAAAAAGGCAUUCAUCUUGGAAAUGAAGCUUCCCGUCGACACUUUGAGUUCAACGGGGCUUGACCUUUGCUUCACCUUGCCAUCAGGUUCAACCCAAGUUGAAGUACCUAAACUUGUAUUCCAUUUCGACGGAGCGGAUUUGGAUUUACCGGCAGAGAAUUAUAUGAUCGCGGACUCGAGCUCGGGGGUAAUUUGUUUGGCGAUGGGAGGCUCGAGUGGGAUGUCAAUCUUUGGCAACGUUCAACAGCAGAAUAUGUUGGUUGUUCACGAUCUGGAGAAGGAAACUGUGUCCUUCAUUCAAACACAAUGCCAAAAUAUAUGAACUUAUUCAUGGCAUUAAUUUUCGUUUGUGUUAAAUUGUAACUUUUGUUUUUCUUAUAAUUUGUUACAAUUUCAUCUAUACAGAUGUAGAUUAAUGUUAAAAAUAAAUUCAAUGGUUCUUGUUUGAA
Molecule: messenger RNA, 1737 nt
Organism: Gossypium raimondii (Peruvian cotton)
Lineage: Eukaryota; Viridiplantae; Streptophyta; Magnoliopsida; Malvales; Malvaceae
Product: aspartic proteinase nepenthesin-1
Exons: 1
Coding region: 276-1610 (444 amino acids)
Biological process (GO): proteolysis
Cellular component (GO): extracellular region
Molecular function (GO): aspartic-type endopeptidase activity
Source: RefSeq, a predicted model, not a curated record